Molecule: messenger RNA, 717 nt
Organism: Guyanagaster necrorhizus
Lineage: Eukaryota; Fungi; Basidiomycota; Agaricomycetes; Agaricales; Physalacriaceae
Exons: 2
Coding region: 1-717 (238 amino acids)
Biological process (GO): lipid homeostasis
Cellular component (GO): membrane
Source: RefSeq, a predicted model, not a curated record
AUGAGGCGGGGGGUGAUACCGUAUCUCACCAAGAUUGCCCAUGGCUCGAGUCCAUUUAUAACGACGUUCCUUCUUAUCCAUCUUGCCCCGCCGGCCUUGGCAAAUCUCGGUGGCUCAUCACUUUCGUCGCAAACGAUGCUCCUCGGUAGAGAAUACUAUCAAACGAACUUUGGAGAGAAAUACCUCGUUUUCGCUCCGAUUGCCAUUCAUGCUCUUUCGGCUUUUAUGAAAAGAGUUCUUUCUGGACCGAAGAACCCUCCACGGCCGGCUUGGAGUGUGUUGACGAUUACGGGGUAUGCUACGAUGUGGUUGCUCCUGCCGGUGCAUUUCCUCGUGCACCGGCGUUUUCCGACGAGUUCGACGGCGCCGAUUCUCGAGGUGGGACCUUCGGAACUUGACUUUGAGUUUGUCAAGGUCGGGUUGCGGGCGUGGCCGUGGAGGAGUGCGUUGUUGUAUGGGGGGCUGGUGGUUUGUGUGGUGCUCCAUGUGGCGGAUGGGGUGGGGGUUAUGUGGAAUGUGUAUUUGGCGGGGGGGUCGUGGGGUCGUCGGAUGAAGCGGUCUGUGAGGAGGUACAGAAGGGCGGGCUUGGUGGUGGGUGUUGCGCUUCCGGUGCUUUCGGGCCUUGUUGUGUUGGUGAGGGAGCCGAUUUUUGCGUUUGCUUCGACUGUGAAACGGUUCGAAGCGGUGUUUUUGAUGUCGUGGGUUUACCGGCUGUGA